ACAGUACAGUCUCCGCUUUAAAACAAAGAUACAGCAGCAAUAGUUCAAGACUUUAAGCCCUCGUUUUGUGUCAGAGAUGAAGAGAUUUUUCAAACCAGUUGAGAAAGAAGGGUCUUCUAAAAAACCCACAAUUCAUUCCGUCAAUAAUGCUGAAGAAACAACUCAAAAAGCCUCUGAUAAUAACACUAAUAAUAAUGAUGAGGGUUUGACAAAGAACAAGAAAGAGCCCACCAAGUUCUUGACAUGGAAUGCCAAUAGCUUCCUUCUCCGGGUCAAGAAUAACUGGCCCGAAUUCACCAAGUUGCUCCAAGAAUCCGACCCGGAUGUCAUUGCUAUUCAGGAAGUAAGGCUUCCAGCAGCUGGUGCAAAGGGGAAUCCUAAAAACCCAAGAGAACUAAAAGAUGACACAAGCUCUUCACGUGAGGAAAAACAGAUUCUAAUGCGCGCCAUCUCAAAUUCACCAUUAAAAGACUAUAACUUUUGGUGGUCUCUUUCAGAUACAAAGUAUGCUGGGACUGCAUUAUUUGUGAAGAAGUGUUUCAAUCCAAAGGUCUCUUUCUCUCUUAAUCAAACAGGUUCAAAGCACGAACCUGAUGGCCGGGUUAUUCUAGCUGAAUUUGAAUCCUUUCGUUUGUUAAAUACGUAUGUGCCAAACAAUGGUUGGAAAGAUGAGGAAACCUCAUUUCAGAGGAGAAGGAAAUGGGAUCAGCGAAUGCUAGACUUUGUUUUGCAAAAUUUGGAUAAACCCCUUAUCUGGUGUGGGGACCUUAAUGUAAGCCAUGAAGAGACUGAUGUGAGUCAUCCAGAAUUUUUUAGCUCGGCCAAGCUCAAUGGUUAUACUCCACCAAAUAAAGAGGACUGUGGGCAGCCUGGAUUUACAUUGUCUGAGAGGAAGCGUUUUGGUGCGAUAUUAAAGCAGGGAAAACUUCUAGAUGCCUACAGAGUCCUACAUGAGGACAAAGAUAUGGAGCGUGGCUUCUCUUGGUCUGGAAACCCUGUGGGGAAAUAUCGUGGAAAAAGGAUGAGGAUAGACUACUUCAUUGUUUCAGAAACGCUUAAGGACAGAAUUGUUGCAUGCGAGAUGCAUGGACAGGGGAUUGAGUUACAGGGUUUCUGUGGAAGUGAUCAUUGUCCUGUAUCGCUCAAGCUUUCAGAAACGGACUCCAAUUCAGACCAAUGCUAAGCAUUUGACAUACCGGGAUCAGUGCUACUCUUGUGUUUGUAUUGUCAAACUAUCAAGGCAUCAAUUCAUUUAAGUUGAACUUUCGAUGUAUUUUCAAACACAUUUGUCUGUACAUCAUGACAAUUAGAGACAAAAUCAAAAUAGUUUCUAAAUAUCAGUUUUUGUUAAUUUACA
Molecule: messenger RNA, 1357 nt
Organism: Daucus carota subsp. sativus
Lineage: Eukaryota; Viridiplantae; Streptophyta; Magnoliopsida; Apiales; Apiaceae
Product: DNA-(apurinic or apyrimidinic site) endonuclease-like
Exons: 9
Coding region: 77-1183 (368 amino acids)
Biological process (GO): base-excision repair
Cellular component (GO): nucleus
Molecular function (GO): phosphoric diester hydrolase activity; double-stranded DNA 3'-5' DNA exonuclease activity; DNA-(apurinic or apyrimidinic site) endonuclease activity
Source: RefSeq, a predicted model, not a curated record